Messenger RNA from Aspergillus aculeatinus CBS 121060, 3254 nucleotides. RefSeq lists its product as uncharacterized. NCBI's taxonomy places the organism in Eukaryota, Fungi, Ascomycota, Eurotiomycetes, Eurotiales, Aspergillaceae. The record is from RefSeq and is a predicted model, not a curated record. Bases 190 to 3027 code for a protein of 945 amino acids. The transcript has 7 exons.
GUGCUCGUUUCACAGGGGAGAUGACAUAAGCGAGACCUUCUCCUAGAAGGCGGCGUUGCGUUGUCGAUCGGUCAGAGAAUCUCCAAAAUGGCAACCAGCGUCAAUUCGAUCGAUGCUGAUUUGGCACGACGAAUUUCAGGCAUGGGCUGAUUGAUAUUAUCCAACUCUCUGUGAUGUUUCUCCUUCGUUAUGUCUGCCCGUCUCCUUCACCCAGAUGAGUAUGAGCUAGAAACUCGCUCUUCAGUGGACUCUCAGGAGAGCUUCAAUCUCGAUGACGCCGAUUUCGAAUCGCAGGUGCCUCCGCGACCCAGACGGAUGCUGAGAAAGGUUCCUUUCCUAUCGAGACUGUUCUCUUCGACCUAUUCUGGCUAUCGUAGCCUGAAGCCUUCGCGACCGUUCCUAUCGGCCUCAACACGCCGUGGUUGCUACCGCCGCCUGCUGUUUCGCCGCUGGUGCCUUCGCCUCCAUGCCGCCGCAGGUAUCAUUCUUGCGCUUAUCGUCCUAACGUCAAUCUUCCGACCUUCGUAUACUCGGCUGCCGCCACAUUAUUCGUCUCUUCGGGAUGCAGUGUCGCAAUCGACUGAACCCGGCCGUGGAAAUCCCCGCAACGAGAAAGUCUUCAUCGCUGCGAGCUUGUACGACCGCGAUGGCGACCUGGCGCAGGGACACUGGGGAAAUAGUGUGCUACGGCUAAUUGACCUGCUUGGGCCAAACAAUGUCUUCUUGAGUAUCUAUGAGAAUGACAGCGGCGCGGACGGGGAGCGGGCACUUCGCGGCCUGGAGACACAGGUCACAUGCAAGAAAUCCAUCGUAUUCGAAGAGCAUCUCGAUUUAGACUCUCUUGCAAAAAUCGUGGCGCCCGAUGGGUCAAGGCGAACGAAACGGAUCGAAUACUUGGCUGAAAUUCGAAACCGAGCCCUACGGCCUUUGAGCGAUCAGCAUGAUGUGCAAUACGACAGGCUCUUGUACUUGAAUGAUGUUGCCUUCAACCCGGUCGACGCACUUCACCUCUUGUUCUCUACAAAUGUAGCGGAUGAUGGCGUUUCUCACUAUCGCGCAGCCUGUGCUAUCGAUUUCAUCAAUCCUUUCAAGUUCUAUGACACUUACGCGACGCGGGACUUGCAGGGUUACAGCAUGGGGCUUCCUAUCUUCCCUUGGUUCUCAACUGCGGGCGAAGGUCAAAGUCGACAGGAUGUGCUAUCAGGAAAAGAUGCCGUGCGGGUCCGCAGUUGCUGGUCAGGCAUGGUGGCUUUUGACGCUCGGUUCUUCCAGCAAUCUCCGGAAAGCCAAAGCUACAAGGGCGUUGAAACACCAGUUCAGUUUCGUGCUUCACAUGAAUCGUUCUGGGAAGCGUCUGAGUGCUGCCUCAUCCACGCUGACAUUCAGGAACCUCUGGCGAACGGGGGAGAUAGCGGCAUUUAUAUAAAUCCAUAUGUCCGUGUCGCAUAUGAUCCCCAUACUCUGUCUUGGCUUGGGACGACUCGACGAUUUGAGAGACUAUAUUCCUUGAUUCAAAAUCUGAUCAGUCGCCUUGCUGGACUACCAUGGUUCAAUCCUCGCCGAGAUGAGAUUCCGGGACAAAAUGUACAACAGACAGUCUGGGUUCCAGACGAAAAAGAAGAUGGCAGUGGCUCGUUCCAGACAGUUGAUAGGGUUGCAGGGAAGGACGGCUUCUGUGGACGCCCGGGGCUGCAGUUCGCCAACCGUGUCACAGGAGUUAUCUACGGGGUGCUCGAUUCUCUUAUGGAUCGGGCGUCCUUGGCCAGCCUUGACGAAAGCCAGCAUGCCCCUAAAGCUGCGAAGUGGCCGACAGCUUCUCAAAUCUCACCCGGCAACCAGAAGACCUCCCUCGUUGACUCGGUCAACACACUCAGGGCGUCUUCUCUUGCUCUGGCUUCACCCUCUACAUCUCCCUCCUCUCGUUCCCCUUCCAUCAGACCCCAGAACACACCCCCUAGCUUGUUUACCCAACAAGACUACACCGAAGAGAAAGACAACAAAACAACGAACAUGUAUCCCGUCGCUGACGUGGACGAUACCGCCGGCUUCAUGGCUGCUGCGCGCGCCUGGAAGCCGGAGAGAGACUACUUCAACUCGUCCGCUCAGGUUGCGGAUGUGUCUAAUGACAAGCAAGGUGGUGAGGAUAAUUCCGCCAACGCUUUGGACUACAAUGCGACUGCUGGCGAUGACGACUUCGUUGGCAUCCCCGGUGAUGAUGCUUUCGACGGAUUCGCCCCCCCCAAGUCCGAUGCUGGAGAUUUUGAAGCAGGACCCGAGGCUCAGAAGUCGGUCACAGAUUGGGACGGAGCUGACAACACUGUGAAGCAGGAGCAGCAGCAGAAGCAGCGUGUUACUGCUGCCGCUGCUGCCACCGCCAGCUUGUCUGUUACCCAUACCCCCUCGGAGGAGGAAGAUCGCGAGAACCUCACUACCUUCAAGUCGUGGGGCCCUCCCGCUCCUCGUGACAAGCCCGCUGCUCGCAUCCGUCGUGUUAUCAUCAAGGGUCUUCCCACUGCCUGGUGUAGCCCUGCCAAGGUCUUUUCGCUUGUGCACGGGGGUGCCAUCGACAGCAUCAACGUGACUUCCUCUGGCACUGCCCACAUCUUGUUCUGUGAAGCCGAUGCCUGCAAGGCGUUUUAUGACAAAUACCCCAACGGCAUCGAUCUGGAUCGGGAGAAGAAGCUCACCGUGUUUGUGGAGAUGGGCCAGGAGGUUGACGUUGUCAGCUCCAGUCUCAGUUUCAGUCUCUCCGUCGGGGCCACCCGUGUUGUCCGUGCUGUUGGAGCCCAGAUGGAUGUCAACAUGGAGCAGUUGGUCAAGCUGGCGACCUCCAAGAAUGGCAAGCUGGAGAAGAUGAUUGACACCUACGUCCCCGGGGAAGCCCGCAGCAUCGUGUUCCGCUUCUGCAGUGUCGACGACGCCGUCCGCUUCCGUGCCGCCUUUGUCCGCGAGAUUGAAUUCGAACAGUGCAAUGUUCAGUACGCGGCUGAUCCAUGCGAGACUGCGACUGGCUACCAUGUGGACUAGAAGUCUGAUUGUUGUGUGUCCACGGGUCUGCCAUGAUCUAUAUUGUGGAUCUUCUGCAGUACACACGGCAUUUCAAGCUUUCUACGAUGUCUCAAGGACAAUUUCUUUCUUCAUGUUGUACAUUAAGGUGGCUUCGGGCCCAUGACUAUUACCGAGUUCUAUGAAAGCAAGCGCCGUCAAUGCAGCUAGCUCAUAUGUCAUAUCCAGACUUAGGAAUAUGCGAAGAC